Theobroma cacao (cacao) is the source of this 597-nucleotide messenger RNA. The record is from RefSeq and is a predicted model, not a curated record. Lineage: Eukaryota; Viridiplantae; Streptophyta; Magnoliopsida; Malvales; Malvaceae.
AUGAGACUUUGUAUUGACUAUAGUCAAUUGAACAAAGUGACCAUCAAGAACAAGUACCUUCUCCCAAGUAUUGAUGACUUGUUUGAUCAAUUACAAAGGGCCAAGUGUUUUUCUAAGAUUGAUAUGAGAUCGGGGUACCACUCGUUAAGGAUUAGAGCUGGUGACAUACCUAAUACUGCUUUUCACACAAGGUAUGGUCGUUAUGAGUUUUUGGUUAUGUCAUUUGGUUUAACUAAUGUCCCUACAACUUUUAUGGAUGUGAUGAACAGGGUAUUCAGACCCUACUUGGAUAAAUUUGUAGUUGUAUUCAUUAAUGAUAUCUUGAUAUACUCAAGGGGUAGAGAUGAACAUGAGCAACAUUUGAGGAUCGUGCUACAUACUUUAAGGGAACACCAAUUAUAUGCCAAGUUCCCUAAGUUUGAGAGGAGAUCAUUGGUGCAAGGUAUGCUCGAGUUGGGUGAUAUGGGCAUCCAAUUUGAGGUUGAUGAUAUUGAGGCAUUGUUAGUCCACUUUAAAGUGAGAUCGAUGUUGAUGGAUCUCAUUAAGGAAGCCAAAGACAAGGAUGAUUUUGUGGCUAAGGCUUUGGAGGAACCUUAA